ACUAAAGAACUAAAGUUGAAGUUGAAUUUUACUUUGCUUAUGAAUUAUUUCAAUUGUCACAUCUCAGAGGUUAUUGCUGGUGUGAAUAUGAAAUAAUUAUGAGCUUUUUCUCGUGAUCGGUGACAGGCGACAUAUACAUUUUGAGUUGAGUUUACGUUUUCUGGCAAGAAUGCGAAGUUGAGUUGAGGAUGUAAUUUUUCUAGAGAGUACCAAGAAAGAUGAAUAAUCAAAAUAUUUUAGAGGCAAAAUUAGAUAACGUAAAAAAUAUUUCAUCGGUGCUAAAAGCUAUCAACUUCAAAAACAGUGCCGUAUGUUUUGCUUCUGAUUGUGGGCUCAAAGUUGUUGCAGAAGAUGCAAAAUGCGUUCAAGCCAAUGCGUUCAUAGGAAGCGAUAUUUUUCAGGAGUAUAAAGUAACUAAUGAAGACGACACUGCUAUGUUUCGAAUAGACUUAAGCAUACUGGUCGAUUGCUUAACUAUUUUUGAUGGCUGUUCCACUGCAGCAGGAGCGACAACUGCGGUGAAGAUGUUAUAUGAAGGAUGCGGUAGUCCAUUGAAAAUCAUGAUGGAAGAGGAAGGCAUUAUUAUAGACUGCUCUCUAAGAACAAUGACUGAUUGUGAAACUUUAGAAUUUGAUAUAACUGAAGCUAACGUCACUUGCAAAAUCAUCUUGAAAGCCCAGGAUUUCAGAGAAAUAAUGGCGGAUUUGGACCAUACUUCUGAUUAUGUUGAGUUUUUAAUGUCACCGAAUGCUCCACACUUCAGAAUUACCACCGAUGGAUUAGCCGGAAAAUUUGAGGCAGAUAUUCCAAAAACGAGUAACAUUAUUGAGUCUUUUAUGUGUUCCAGUGAUAUACGAGCUCGGUACAAGUAUUCUCAAAUAAAACCUUGUUUAAAAUCUUUAGUUAUAGCAAACAAAGUCUCUGUAAGAAUCACUGAAGAAGGUUUCAUUUGUCUGCAGUUUAUGAUACAGACUGAAUCCAAACAGUAUUGUUAUGUGGAAUAUUAUUGUAUUCCUUGCGUUGAUGAUGAUUAGUUGAAUUUUGGACCUAAUUGUAUGGAGCAAUUUUAUUGUCGAUGCUUACUUAGAUUCCAACGAAGGAUGCGAACCAAAAAACUGUUUUCAUAGUUUUAAGUAAUCGUUCGGAAUAGAAUAAACCGAGAUUUCCUUAGGUAUUUUGGUGGUGCCAUACCAUUGCAUAUUAGUAAUAAUCAUUAUUAUUGUGAGUAGCCUAUAUUGAUAUUUUUUUCGUGUUGUCAAUAAAUUUAUUGUACGUAUUGUA
Messenger RNA from Planococcus citri (citrus mealybug), 1281 nucleotides. It is a transcript of the gene Rad1, whose product is annotated as Radiation insensitive 1. Gene Ontology annotation, molecular function: 3'-5' exonuclease activity. The transcript has 8 exons. Gene Ontology annotation, biological process: DNA repair; DNA damage checkpoint signaling. NCBI's taxonomy places the organism in Eukaryota, Metazoa, Arthropoda, Insecta, Hemiptera, Pseudococcidae. The record is from RefSeq and is a predicted model, not a curated record. Bases 219 to 1034 code for a protein of 271 amino acids. Gene Ontology annotation, cellular component: checkpoint clamp complex; nucleus.